Messenger RNA from Endocarpon pusillum Z07020, 831 nucleotides. RefSeq lists its product as uncharacterized. The transcript has a single exon. The record is from RefSeq and is a predicted model, not a curated record. Bases 1 to 831 code for a protein of 276 amino acids. Lineage: Eukaryota; Fungi; Ascomycota; Eurotiomycetes; Verrucariales; Verrucariaceae.
AUGACUUCCAAAUCAGCAGCAAAGCUCAUCCCCUCUGACCCAGCAAAGGUCAUGGUUUUUCGCGACAUCCUACCGAAUAUGGCUACUAUAAGCUCCCCCUUCGCUCGAUUCGGACUAUUCAAGGUUGGAGGUCGAGCCACGAUCAUCAAGCUGCAGACAGGUGCCCUAGCAGUCUUCUCGCCGGUUGCCCUCACAGAUGAUGUGCGAUCAAAGGUACAGUCAAUGGGCAACAACGUCAAAUACAUCUCAGCGAUGGAUAUCGAGCAUCACAUAUUUAUUACCCCAUGGGCCAAAGCUUAUCCACAAGCUGAAGUUAUUGGAGUUGAGGGAUUACCCGAGAAGCGCGAAAAGGACCCUUCAACCAAAGGCAUCACAUUCUCUCAUGUGUUUACGCAGUCAAAUAACAAGGACAUGAGAAUAUCGGAGGAGUUUGACGAGGAGUUUGAAUAUGAGUUCCUUCACUCUCACCCCAGCAAGGAGCUCAUCUACUACCACAAGCCGUCCAAGACCAUGAUACAAGCAGAUUUCAUCUUCAAUCUUCCAGCAUACGAGCAGUAUUCCAAAAGCGGAGAAGGAGCAACCUCUGGCGUGUUCACCAAGCUUUUUACUGGUCUCAUGAACACAAGGAACGACAUCACCUGGCAGAGAAGAUUCGUCUGGUACGUGUUGAGCUCAAAAGACAGGGCUGGUUUCUCCGAGUCUGUCAAUAAAAUGAAGCGCUGGGAGCUACAGAGAAUCGUCCCUUCUCAUGGUGAUGUUAUCGAGUCUGAAGCCCAAAGUGUCUUUGACAAGAUUACCCGCUGGUUUCCUGAAGGACAUGAGAAGAAGUGA